AGCUCAGAAUAGAGUUGGAGUGAGUGACGGACGUUUCUGGUGAAUUCCGAACGCGGUUAACAAACUCUGAGGCGCUUCUUCGGAUUGUAAAAUAAAAAGAAAUUAACAAAUGAAGGAAAGAAGGUCGUGCCAGAAGUCGUCCUUUCAGCCAGGAAUGGACGCGAGUCAGAACGUUAAGUGUAAGAUAGUGGUGGUGGGGGACAGUCAGUGUGGCAAGACGGCUUUACUUCACGUUUUCGCUAAGGACUGUUUCCCUGAGAACUAUGUGCCCACCGUGUUCGAGAAUUACACAGCGAGUUUUGAGAUUGACUCCCAGAGGAUUGAGCUCAGUCUGUGGGACACUUCAGGCUCCCCGUACUACGAUAACGUGAGGCCGCUGUCGUACCCCGACUCGGACGCCGUCAUCAUCUGCUUCGACGUCAGCCGGCCGGAAACGCUGGACAGUGUCCUUAAAAAGUGGAAAGGAGAGAUCCAGGAGUUCUGCCCCAACACGAAGAUGCUGCUGGUCGGCUGCAAGUCGGACCUGAGAACCGAUCUCAACACGUUAGUGGAGCUGUCCAAUCACAGACAGAUGCCAGUGUCGUACGAUCAGGGGUCGGCGAUGGCGAAACAGAUCUCGGCUCCGUACAUCGAGUGUUCAGCGCUGCAGUCGGAGAACAGCGUGCGGGACAUUUUCCACGUGGCCACGCUCGCUUGCGUCAACAAGAACAACAAAACUGUCAAACGCGGUAAAUCCGCGCGCUCGGCCAAGCGCAUCUCGCACAUGCCGUCCAGCAGGCCUGACCUGGCUGCCGUGGCGACGGACUUCCGCAAGGACAAAGCCAAGAGCUGUACAGUCAUGUGAAUCUUGUCUAAAGCGAGAAAGGCAUUCUGGGAGAUGCGGGUGGAGAAACGGCAGGAGAAAUGGGAUAACCAUACGAGUGGGGGUGGUCUUUAAAAAUAAAUAAA
Molecule: messenger RNA, 948 nt
Organism: Ictalurus punctatus (channel catfish)
Lineage: Eukaryota; Metazoa; Chordata; Actinopteri; Siluriformes; Ictaluridae
Gene: rnd3a
Product: Rho family GTPase 3a
Biological process (GO): small GTPase-mediated signal transduction
Molecular function (GO): GTPase activity; GTP binding
Source: RefSeq, marked provisional